AGUUUUUAUUUUAGUUUGCGUUCAGUGGCCAACGAGUCGAAUUCAUUAUUCGUGAAGAUUAUUUAAAAAAUAAAAAUAAAUAUUUAAAUAAAAAAUAAAAUAAUAAUAAUAAUAAAAAAAUAAAGUAACGAAAAAAAAUUUAAAUAAUUUUAUUAAAAAAUAUUAGCGGUAAAAUAAAUAUUUAAUAAAAAGUGAAACUGAUUUUAUAAAAAUAAAAAAUUUCUAAAAAAGAAAAAUAUCAAAAACAAAAUUUUUAAAACCAUGCCUUCAUUCGGUUAUAUUUGUGCUUUAUUAUUUUUGACCGUGUUGUGCCUUAAUACAGCCGAAGCUGUUUUAAAAUGUUGGCGCUGUUCAACAGAUGUUUCGAAUGGUGAAUUUUGUAAUGAUCCCUUUGAUCCGUAUUCGAUAACAGAUCAACAGCGUUACUGGAGUUAUGUAAAUUGCACUUACUCGGUGGGUGUCAAGUCGGUUAAUGCCCGUCCAGUUUGCAAAAAAUUGGUACAAGAAGUUUAUGGCAAACGUGUUAUAGCCCGCUCUUGUUUCUAUGAGGACGUCGAUGAUCCCGCUGAUAAAUGUGCCCGUGAUACCACUUCUUCUUACAUCAAGACAGUGUUUUGUCAAACCUGUAGUUCUGAUGGCUGCAAUGGUGUCUCCGGUCUAGUUCCCUAUGCAACAUUACUUCUGGCAUCUACAUUUAUAAUAAAAUUAUUUAAAUAAAAUUUAGUUUAAACACUUGUGCUGGAGUACGAAGCUUAAUGUUUUUUUUUUUAUUAUUUUAAACUUAGUUUAACUUAAACUCAUAACAUUUAAUUUAAAGAAGUUUUAGUUAUGUAAUGUAUUUGAGCUAAUUUUAAAGUUUGAUUUAAGCAAAUUGUAAAAGAAUUAAUUUUUUUAUAUAAUUUUGUAAUAGUUAAUAUACAUAUUUGCUUUAAUUAAUUUAAUUUAAAAUUAAAAUAACAAUAUUGUUUUCAUAUUUCCAUCCAAAUCUUUUCUUGUGUUAGUUAAUAAAAAGUUAAGCAAUUCUUCUUAAAAUGUUUCGAAAAUAAUAUUUGAAAGAAAAUUUUCAAAUUUAUAAUCGUGUAUUCAAAUAUUAAGCGAAACUGUUUACCUUUCACCAGCUAAAUCUCUAGUUCCACACCUGCAGUAGGAGGAUAAGAAUAAAUUAAAAAUCAAUUGGCCUAUUAACAUAAAUAAUUAGAUCUUAUGAUUUGCAGAUGUAAAUUCUCUUGUCAUUUCCAAUAGCUACCAAAUUCGUAGAGGCGAUAUCAGAUCCAAAUUCUGCAGGUUAACAAAGAAUUGUUAUAUUUCUAUAUAUAUAUAAAUAUUCAGAUCUUUAUAAUAAAUGUCAUGUUUAUCAAAACUAUUUUCAUUUAAUAUUUUUUGUUUAAUUUUAAAGCUUUAGUAAUAAUAUUUAUGUUUUAAAGUUAAAACAAACGGUAAAGUUGUAAGAAUAAAUCACUUCAUUUACUAUACAUAUUUAGAUUAAAAACUCACUACAUAAAAUAUUAAACAAAUAACACAGUGCCACAAAAGAAAAUAGUUUCACUGGAUGUUUGAUUUUAAAAUUAUUAAUUUCGUAAAAAAUUAAUUUUCAACACUUACAUUCAUUCAUUCUAUUAACAUGAAACUAAUUAUUAAAAUUUGUUUCACUGUAGCACUGUGUGCAAAUAUAAGAAUAAUCAUUUAAUUAGCACUUUUUGUAGUUUAAGAAGGGGCCUUUUCAGAAAUGCAUAACUGCACUGUUUCUAAUGAUAAGUUUGUGAUGCUGAUGCAAAUCAACUGAUGGUCAUUUUAUGAAUUUUAAAAUGUAAAAAAGUUCUUUAAAUGAAUUAUGAAUCUGAAAUUUCUGUGAUGCAUUUCAGAACGUACUCAACAUCAGACACAGUGCAGUAGUCAUAUUUCGCAACAGGUCCAAGUAUUAAUUUAUUAUUUUUUGUAAAUUUUCGAAAAAAAAAGAACAAUUCUAUAAGCAAACACAUUUAUACAAAUUGAAGCAAAUUAAUGCUGAAUCUUAAAACAAUCAUUUGUAAAUUUUUUAAAAUGUAUUUUAUUUUAUAAAAAGUUCAAUAAAAAGGAAAUUAAAAAAA
This is a messenger RNA of Lucilia sericata (common green bottle fly), 2087 nucleotides long. RefSeq lists its product as uncharacterized. The transcript has 3 exons. Gene Ontology annotation, biological process: sleep; positive regulation of voltage-gated potassium channel activity; regulation of synaptic transmission, cholinergic. The coding region runs from base 262 to 717 and encodes 151 amino acids. Lineage: Eukaryota; Metazoa; Arthropoda; Insecta; Diptera; Calliphoridae. The record is from RefSeq and is a predicted model, not a curated record.